Symbiodinium sp. CCMP2592 is the source of this 903-nucleotide messenger RNA. The record is from the annotation of a GenBank genome assembly. Lineage: Eukaryota; Dinophyceae; Suessiales; Symbiodiniaceae.
AUGGCAUCGAGGUCCACUGCAACUAUGGGAAUGGCUAUGGGCGCAAUCGGCGCAGCCUCCUUGAUGGCCCCAGCUCUCCAGGCCUUCGUGGCACCCUCCGCGGCACCUGCGGCGCCCCAGCUCCGGGGAGCGACCGAGGUGGCUGAGAAGACCAAUGCACGUAGCCAGGCAGUAGCAGCCACAGCAGUUGCAUCUGCAGCCUUAGCGCUCGCUUCCAGCGGUCGCCGUGCCGGUCGCGGGGCGGCAGUCGCCCGAAGGGCAGAGGCCACGGGCGCAACGACGGAGAAGCCAUUCGCAGGCGGCCUCAUCGGCGGAGAGUCUGCAUUCGCUGGGCAGGACUUCAACUUCGAUCCCCUGGGCCUUUCAGUGAAGUGCGAGAAGUACCUCCCCUGGUUCCGCGAGGCAGAGCUGAAGCACGGUAGGAUCGCCAUGUUGGCCUUCGUCGGCCUCGUUGUGCCGGAGGUCGUGCGCAUCCCAGGCCCGGAUGCCUGCUAUGCAGCCAAGACCGUCGUGGAUGCCCACAACGCUUGCGUCGGCAACCCGCCUUUCCCAUUCCUCGUGAAUGCAGAGGAUUUCUUCGGCACCGACAGACAGCAGGGGCCGCUCUUCCAGGUCUAUGCCUUCGCCGGCGUUGUCGAGAUGCUGACCACCUUCGCCAAGACCUGCAACGUCUCCAACAAGCCUGGCCUGACCCUUGAAAAUGCAGGCGACUAUGCUCUGGGAACGAACUUCCUGCCUUCGGACCCUGCGAAGGUGAAGGAGAUGAAGCUGAAGGAGCUGAAAAACGGCCGCCUGGCAAUGUUGGCCUUUGGCGGAGCCAUCACCCAGGCCGCUUGUCCUGUGUUUUAUCUCCAAUGCUGGCCCACACCUAAGCCCAAAAAUUCCCAAAACCUUAAACCCUAA